GGCCGAGCCGGGCGGCGGCGCCGCAGUGACUCGCUGGGCCCGGCAGAGGCGGCGGCUUCCGAGCUUUCAGAGAAGCGGACCGGGUGGCCAACUGGACCCUGCUGCCUCCAGCGACCUUUGUGCAGAGCCCCUCACUCCUCGGGCCGCUGCGGUGGUCGGCACACCCGGGAAGGGCGGCCACCGCGGACAGGUUAGCGUGGGGGAAGGGGCGAGCGCCAGAGUAGCCCAUCUCCAGCCCGGGUGUCCGAGCCGGCCCAUCUCCCACCAUGUCGGACGAGACGUCGGCCACCACUUCUUAUGAGAAGUUUCUAACCCCAGAGGAACCCUUCCCGCUCCUAGGAGCUCCUCGUGGGGUGGGCACCUGCCCCAGCGAGGAACCGGGCUGCUUGGACAUCAGCGACUUCGGCUGCCAGCUCUCCUCCUGCCAUCGCACGGAUCCGCUCCAUCGGUUUCACACCAACAGGUGGAACCUCACUUCUUGUGGAACAAGCGUUGCAAGCUCAGAAUGUAGCGAGGAGCUGUUUUCAUCAGUUUCUGUUGGAGAUCAAGAUGAUUGCUAUUCCCUGUUAGAUGAUCAAGACUUCACUUCUUUUGACCUAUUCCCCGAGGGAAGUGUCUGCAGCGAUGUCUCCUCCUCUAUCAGCACUUACUGGGAUUGGUCAGAUAGCGAAUUUGAGUGGCAGUUACCAGGCAGUGACAUUGCCAGUGGAAGUGAUGUACUUUCUGACGUCAUACCCAGUAUUCCAAGUUCACCAUGCCUGCUUCCUAAAAAGAAAAACAAGCACCGGAAUCUAGAUGAACUUGCUUGGAGUGCAAUGACAAAUGAUGAGCAGGUGGAAUAUAUCGAGUAUCUGAGCCGUAAAGUCAGUACCGAGAUGGGCCUUCGGGAGCAACUUGAUAUUAUUAAAAUCAUUGAUCCUUCUGCACAGAUCUCUCCUACUGACAGUGAGUUCAUUAUUGAACUUAACUGUCUCACAGAUGAAAAACUGAAGCAGGUCAGAAACUAUAUCAAAGAGCAUAGCCCUCGUCAGCGGCCGACAAGGGAGGCCUGGAAGAGAAGCAACUUUAGCUGUGCAAGCACCAGUGGAGUGAGCGGUGCCAGUGCCAGCAGCAGCAGUGCCAGCAUGGUCAGUUCUGCAAGCAGCAGUGGGUCCAGCGUUGGAAACUCUGCUUCAAACUCCAGUGCCAACAUGAGUCGAGCACACAGUGACAGCAACCUGUCUGCCAGCGCAGCAGAGCGGAUUCGGGAUUCAAAAAAGCGAUCCAAGCAGCGGAAGUUACAGCAGAAGGCCUUCCGUAAGAGGCAGCUGAAGGAGCAAAGGCAGGCCCGGAAGGAGAGGCUCAGUGGGCUCUUCCUUAAUGAAGAGGUGCUGUCAUUGAAAGUGACUGAGGAAGACCAUGAAGCAGAUGUUGAUGUUUUAAUGUAAUAGGCUGGAUUUAUCAACAUUCUUUCUAAGCAUUCUUCUGUCCUCAUUGGUUUACAUGCAUCUUGACCAAAAGUUUGGUUAGGGUUGUGCUGAUGUACCAUUCAUAAUUUAGGCCAGUGGUUCUCAGAGGACAGUCCCAGUACCUGCAGCUUCAGCAUCACCUGAAAAGUUGUUAGAAUUGCAUUUGAGCCCCAUUGCAGACUCACAGGCAGUAUGGAUUUGGGGCAGCACUGUGUUUUAACCAAUGCCAGAUUAUUUUCAUGCAUAUUCAGAUUUAAGAACCACUGAUAAAUGUCUUAACUAUUUUAACUAUGAUGAUUAAGUGGGCUUUUCAAAGACUAGUACAUAUACAAUUGGGAGGAUUUCAAAGUACUGAUAGCAAGUAGUUUAUUUUGUCACAG
Messenger RNA from Phodopus roborovskii (desert hamster), 1828 nucleotides. It is a transcript of the gene Fam199x, whose product is annotated as family with sequence similarity 199, X-linked. The transcript has 6 exons. Bases 267 to 1427 code for a protein of 386 amino acids. NCBI's taxonomy places the organism in Eukaryota, Metazoa, Chordata, Mammalia, Rodentia, Cricetidae. The record is from RefSeq and is a predicted model, not a curated record.